Molecule: messenger RNA, 1089 nt
Organism: Linum trigynum
Lineage: Eukaryota; Viridiplantae; Streptophyta; Magnoliopsida; Malpighiales; Linaceae
Source: the annotation of a GenBank genome assembly
CGCUCGGCGCCAACUUCUACCGCCAAACCCAUUCCCGCCAUUCACCAAGCGCGCCAAUCUUUUCCCUCCCGUCCCGCCAGAUCCCCAACCCUAACCUCCAUUUUCCCUCCCAUUUAAACCCUAAACUUCAAUCCUCCAAACAGCAAACCCAAAUUCUCUUCCAUCCUCAUUCCCCCCACCACCUGCUUGUUUUAAUUCCCCAGAGAAGCCCAUAUCGCCGUUACCUAUUCCCGAUCAUGGUAGUCGCUCUCCGUCCCGCUAACUUCUACGGCAGCAGCCUCCCUCGCCCUCGCUUCUUUGACCACAGCAGCCACCCCGGCCCUCGCAUCUUCGAUGAUCUAACUGAACGCGUCGAUCCUCCUGUCUCAGUCAUGGAUCCUUUCCUCUCCUGGGCUCAUGAAGCUCACUGGUCCAUGGGAGGCCUCAACACCCAGCGCUUCCGUCUCCAGGGUCGCAUCGAAGGUAACAUCGACAGGCUGCGCAAGUUCCGGGAGAAGCAAGUCAAAUCGCAGACGGGAAAUACCCCCAAGAAGCAGAACGAUGCCGUCCCAGAAGCCGCCGGGAAGAAGAAUCAGAAGAGGGCAGGAUCCACUUCUCCCCCUCCGGCGCCUAGAGUGACGAAGAAGAGGAAGUUCAUGGAUCUGUUCGAGGAUGAGAGUGAAAACCCAGAAGAUGAGCCUAAGAGCGAGAGAACCAGGGGUAAGAAAUUUCCGGCGAGGAAAUUGGUUGGGGAGUUUGAGAGGGUUGCCAAGGAAACUGAGGCGAAGAAAAAGAACGGUAAGACGCAGGAAUUCGUAGAAUCGGUUGGGGUGAGGACAAGGAGAAGUGGGUUGGAGAAAGGCCAUGACAGGGGUGCUGAUUCGGUGAUGAAGAUUGUGGAAGAGUUGAACAAAGAGGGUUCCGAAGGGAAGAAGUCGAAGACGAGAUUGAGGAAAGUUGGGGAAGAUGGCCAAAAGGUUCCUGCUGAUGCUGGAGGCAAUGGUGGGAGUGUUAGGACUUCGCCAAGGUUGGCAAAGCAAAAAUCGAGCUAGAUCUGAUCGUGUGUUUAGGGUUAGUCCUUUAUCUUUCGGCGAUUUAACGGUUUUCCUU